CUCGCUCCCGCCCUCAGCUCGCUCUGUUCAGUGGCAGCCGUCCAUUUCCUCUCUGCUCCACCGCAGGCAGUCGAGUCCUUCCAGCUCACACAGACAUGGCUGACCAACUAACAGAAGAGCAGAUUGCCGAAUUCAAGGAGGCCUUCUCCCUGUUCGAUAAAGAYGGAGAUGGUACCAUCACCACCAAGGAGCUGGGCACCGUCAUGAGGUCACUGGGUCAGAACCCGACCGAAGCUGAACUCCAGGACAUGAUCAACGAGGUGGAUGCCGAUGGCAACGGAACCAUCGACUUCCCCGAGUUCUUGACGAUGAUGGCGAGGAAGAUGAAGGACACGGACAGCGAGGAGGAGAUCAGGGAGGCCUUCAGAGUCUUUGAUAAGGACGGUAACGGAUACAUCAGCGCAGCCGAGCUGCGUCACGUGAUGACAAACCUGGGCGAGAAGCUGACGGACGAAGAAGUAGACGAGAUGAUCAGGGAAGCAGACAUCGACGGAGACGGACAGGUCAACUACGAAGAGUUUGUUCAGAUGAUGACCGCCAAAUGAACUGAGCUCACAGCAAAUCAGUCAAAUGUUUCACUUACCUCUUAUUGCAAAAAUCUACAUUUAUUCAUGCUGUUCUGUAUAGACAAUUUAAACUGAAUGUUGGAAAACUGAAAAUUUGUCCAUAUUAACAAGCUCAAAAAAGGUAAAAGACGAAAAAAAAAGAGUUAAUCUGCAUGUUCUGGCUUGUAUUCCCUCCCUCCCUCCGGCGCCAAGCCGCCCAAUCAGAUCUCAGCUUGUUAGACGAGCUGCACCUGCGCAGACGUCUGACGCGUGCUCUUCUGGUUCCAUCUGCCUGACGUCACGAUGAUCACUUGGGCCGGUCAGCUGCCUCUUUCUUCUCUGACUUUGUUUAAUUUCCCCCCUGUUCUCCAUGCAUGCAAACGUUAGAGUUUCUGUUGAGAUCCCAGUGACAGAAAGUAGUUUUUGUUUUUUUGGGGGGAGGUGGGGGGACGGUUCRGCCUACAGACUUGGAAAGGGGCGGGAUGUUUGCUCACAAAGUUGGCGACAAUGGGUGGGUUUUUUUUUUUUGUUUGUUUGUUUUUAGAAAGACGAUAAAAAAAAACGAAAUAAAGAAUUUUGGAUUAUUAUUAUUUUUUGGCAUGUCAGGUUAAUCACUUUAAACCUUUGUGUGUUUACCUUUUUUGAGGGUGAGGAGCCCCUUCGGCAGCAGUUACGUCUUAGACAAUUGGACGGUCUGGGUGGGCUUUAAAGAUGAUUAUAUACAGGUACAGUUUGAGGCAAUAUCAGUAUCGACACACCCACGCACCUACCAGUACACGUGUUAAUUUAGGCUUUUACAAACUAUUUAAAAAAGAUAAAAUCAAACCUCUAAAUCCUGCCCAGUAUAUUGCCUCGAAGGCUGUGCAUGUAUGACUCCACGGGGGUGUGUGAUUCAGGUUUAAGGGAGGACGGGCUCGGAGCUUUGCAGCAUUUCUACCUUGUGUUUUGUGUGUGAGUUUGGCUGUGUGUGUGUGUGUGUGUGGGUGCAGCGAGGCCCGGCCCGGUCCAGUUCAGGCUGUUCUCGUUCGGUUGAUCUGCAUUCCAAGUUGUACAUGCUUGUCUUUACAUUUUGUUUUUCCAAUAAAAUGUCAUGUACUAAAGA
This is a messenger RNA of Austrofundulus limnaeus, 1647 nucleotides long. Its product is annotated as calmodulin. Gene Ontology annotation, cellular component: myosin II complex. The record is from RefSeq and is a predicted model, not a curated record. Lineage: Eukaryota; Metazoa; Chordata; Actinopteri; Cyprinodontiformes; Rivulidae. Gene Ontology annotation, molecular function: calcium ion binding.